Messenger RNA from Ahaetulla prasina, 1335 nucleotides. RefSeq lists its product as uncharacterized. Lineage: Eukaryota; Metazoa; Chordata; Lepidosauria; Squamata; Colubridae. Gene Ontology annotation, biological process: G protein-coupled receptor signaling pathway. Gene Ontology annotation, molecular function: G protein-coupled receptor activity. The coding region runs from base 55 to 1335 and encodes 426 amino acids. The transcript is spliced from 3 exons. The record is from RefSeq and is a predicted model, not a curated record. Gene Ontology annotation, cellular component: membrane.
AGAACAGCUGCAGAGGCUCUGAGCGAUAAAAGUCAAUUCCCUUUUUUUCACCAUAUGGUCCCCAAAGAAGGGAUCCAGUACCCAGCAAUUGUCCAACUGCUCCUCCACUUCAGAUGGACCCUGAUUGGCCUCUUUGCUUCAGACACAGAGAAGGGAGAGCAUUUCAUGAGGACUUUCACUCCUAAGCUUGUCAGGAGUGGAAUUUGUGUGGUUAUAUCACUACAAUUCUCCAAGAUUGAACAUGCAGCCUCCCUCAGGGAGGCCCUCUUUAAGUGGAGACAAGUCAACGUUUUUGUUCACUUCAUAGAAGUUGAUUCCAUUUCGGACAGAAUUCUUCCUUUCCAUGAAACAUUUUUGCAUUUACCAGGACCCAUUGAAGGGAAAGUCUGGAUCCUCACAAAUUUUGCAGGGUAUGAAAUAAAGAAGCACAGACUUUUCAAAUACAUCCAUAGUAUUUGGAACUUUGUUUAUCUGGCAAAAGAAAGGCCAAGAGAUGAUGCCCUGGAACCCCAUUUCUUUGUGGAAGAAAACUUUCAAGAUCCUUAUUUCCGCUGUUCUCUUUCACAGAACGUCUUUUCUGUCAAAGGCCGCAGAAGAUGCACCCAGGAAGCCCCACUGGAGACCCAGGAGAAAAGAAACAGGAAAAGGAUCACAAAUUACUUUAAAUGUUACAGUAUAAUUAAGACUCUGACCCAUGUCUUGAAUGCUGCUUAUUCCUCCAGAUCGAGGAGGGGAAGGAAGGAGGGAGAAAAGAGAUUGGGGUCUCCAAGGCUGCAGCCGUGGCAGUCCCUGCCUCAGUCCAGAUGUGGAAAUGUCACCCUGGAUUUGUCAAGAAGGCUCGAGAAGGAGAGCCAGUUUGCUGCUGCGUUCCUUGUCCGGAGGGGACCUUCUCCACUCAGGAAGUGGGAGAGGCAUGGCCGGUUCUUGCCCGCAGGAUUGCUUGUGAGGAUCGGGUCACAAAAAAGCCCCCAAAGUUCUAGCUGGCAAAUCGGGGGCAAAGGGGAACUCUCCACGGGGAGCAAGAAGGGCCAACAACAGCGUCCCAAUGAAGCCCUGCAAGGAAGGCGGCCCCAACCGGAGGACUUGAAACUAGGCACGACCGGAGUUGCCUUUGCCCUCCUCCACUUCGGGACGCUUAGAGUGUCGGGGCAGCUUCCCUCCCCCACCCCCGAGAUGCUGCUGGGGGUCCUCUCGAUGUGGCUGCUGAGUAGUUUGAUCAGCUUGUGCCACGACUAUUUCCAUGACCCGCUUUAUCCGAAGGUGUCCAACGGGACGUUGUAUCACUAUUUCAUGCCUGCCAACUCGGAGGAGUUGCUGGGGAAGCUGGAAAACUAG